Messenger RNA from Diaporthe amygdali, 864 nucleotides. RefSeq lists its product as uncharacterized. The record is from RefSeq and is a predicted model, not a curated record. Bases 1 to 864 code for a protein of 287 amino acids. NCBI's taxonomy places the organism in Eukaryota, Fungi, Ascomycota, Sordariomycetes, Diaporthales, Diaporthaceae. The transcript has 2 exons.
AUGUUUCUCGAUGGACUCAAAACCUGGGUGGCAAGCGCGCCCAUGGAGAUCAUCUUGGUCGUCCCUCAAUGUGAUUACAAGGCCAUGGCAGCAUUGCUCAGGACCCAGCCCACGGGCAAUUCCAAGGUCAAACUACUCACAGUUCCAAGUCCGAGUAAACGUAUGCAGCUAGCACGAGGGAUCGCCGUGGCCAACGGUUCUAUCAUCGUCUUGGUGGACAGUGACGUACACUGGCCGAAGACUCUCUUAGCCAGCCUUCUCGCUGGUUUUCAGGAUCCCCGCGUCGGCGGAGUGGGAUCGCGUGCCAAGAUAUGCCAGGAUGGACGUGCCAAGUUCCAAGGGGGCUGGAUGUCACGACAAAUCAUGCGAAGACGAUUCAUCACGAGAUUUCGACAUAUCUCUGCAACCUUGGUAGCAGAUGGUAGGAUAUCAUGCCUGUCAGGCCGGACAGCAGCUUAUAGAUCUGUCAUCAUCAAAGACAAGGCCUUCCUCGAAGCCUUCACGAAUGACUACUGGGGGUCUGGCCAGCGACUCGAUUCAGGCGACGACACCUUCAUCACUAGCUGGAUACAAGAUAAGGGCUGGUUGGCCGUGCUACAAAUUGCGCCUGAAGCGGACAUUAUAGCAUUCGCAAUGCCAUUUAGGUCGAUCCUUCGGCAAUGGAUUCGUUGGACAAGAAACUCGAAGAGAUCUUUUAUUCGGCAUCUAAUGCAGCCCAAGAUAUAUUGGACUCACCCUUACUUGGCCCUCAAUAUGCUGGAGUCAUUGAUACGUCCUCUUCUAUCUAUCACGUUUAUGAUCGUCGUUAACACCGGCUUUUCAGAGAGGCAUACAUGGUAUCACAUACUGUCUAUUCCGUUCUAA